AUGGCUGCCGCCUCGUCGAAAAUCCCCAUCAUAGAUUUCUCCGUGGCAGGCCUAGAGCCAGGCACCAGUUUAUGGUUCUCUACAUGUCAACAAGUUUGCAAUGCUCUCGAAGAGCACGGCUUUUUCGAAGCCAUUUACAGUCAUGACAUGUUUCUUCCUAAUCUUCAUAAGAAAAUAUUUGAUGUGGUUAAAGAACUUUACGAUCUCCCCACAGAAAUCAAGAAAAAAAAUCGCAGCAGGCCUGGUCGUGACUACUACUCUGAUAACCAGUUACACGAAGGAAUGGGUAUCGAUAGCGCAGACACUCUACAAGGUGUUCAAAACUUCACCACCCUUAUGUGGCCUAAUGGAAAUCAUCAAUUCAGUGAAAAUGCAUACAAAGUGACAAACAUCAUAAAGACAUUAGAUCAGAAGGUGGUGAGAAUGGUGCUUGAUUAUUAUGGUACAGAGAAGCAGUAUGAUUCUCUCAUAAAAUCAACAAAUUAUACUCUGCGCGAAGCACUCAUAGUAUGGAGUAAUGGCAAAAUUCGUCCUGCUCCUCAUCAAGUCAUAGCUAAUGGAGACAAAGAAAGAUACUCAAUUGGAUUAUUUAUGUUUAAUGAAGGGGUGAUUUGUGUGCCAGAUGAGCUUGUUGGCCACAAAACUCCUCUGCGAUACAAGCCACUUGAUCAUCCCGACUAUGUUAAACAGGUUAUGUACUUUGCCGAGAAGAAGAUGGAAUAUCCUGUAGAAGAGUAUUGUGGUAUUUAA
Carica papaya (papaya) is the source of this 750-nucleotide messenger RNA. The record is from RefSeq and is a predicted model, not a curated record. NCBI's taxonomy places the organism in Eukaryota, Viridiplantae, Streptophyta, Magnoliopsida, Brassicales, Caricaceae.